Molecule: messenger RNA, 1122 nt
Organism: Rotaria sordida
Lineage: Eukaryota; Metazoa; Rotifera; Eurotatoria; Philodinida; Philodinidae
Source: the annotation of a GenBank genome assembly
AUGUUUGCCAAUGUUCACAUGGGAACUUAUAUUGUUAAUUAUGAUUAUAUAGCAAAAUCAUCGGAUGAAUUAACAAUACGAAAAGGAGAUAUAAUAACUGAUGUUUUAUCAUCAGAAGAUGGAUGGUUAAAAGGAGAAUGUCAAGGAAAGAUUGGUUUUUUCCCAGAUAAUUAUGUUACAUUAAUAAACAAAGAGCAAACGAAAAAUCGAACAUUUAUACCAAUAUCAACUGGAAAUAAAGAUGAAAUUAUACGAAAACGAUCAUUUAUAAAUAAUCAAAUUCCUUCUCAAAAUAGUACAUCAUUUCAAGUACGAGCUGUUUAUACAUAUCUACCAAUUCAUGAUGAUGAAUUAUCUAUUAAACCAAAUGAUAUUAUUAAUGUUACUCGAUUAAUUGAAAAAGGUUGGUAUGAAGGUAUACUUGAUGGUAAACGUGGUUUAUUUCCAUCGAAUUAUGUUAUACGUAUUAAUGAAAAUAAAACUAGAAUAAAUCAAGCAAUUAAACAGAAAUCUAUUAAUGGUCAUAGUACAUCUGUUACAGAUGAUGUAUCAAAGAAAACAUCUUUAAUAAAAGCUCGUGUUUUAUAUGAUUAUAAGGCAGAAGCUAAAGAUGAAUUAACAUUAACGACUAAUGAUAUUGUUACUAUACUUGAUAAAAAUCUUGAUGAUGAAGGAUGGUGGAAGGGUGAAUUAAAUGGACAAAUUGGAGUUUUUCCUGAUAAUUAUGUUGAAGAAAUUUCUGAAUUCACGGAUUUAAAACAUCGACCAAAUACAUCUGAAAUUGGAGCUAAACAUCCUUCUAAAACAUUAGCAAAAAGAAAAUCAACUAAUGACUAUUCAUCUCAUAAUCUUUCUAAUGAACUUCAUCAUACUACAAAAUCAACAUCAAUUAAUAUUGAAGAAGAAGAUAAUUUAUCACGAAAUCAUAAUAACCAAAUCAAGAAUUUAGAUUCUCAAGAAAAAUUUAAUAAUAUUGAUAAACAAACAUCAAUGUUACCAAAUCGACCACAAUUAUCAAUAGCAAGAAAAAAUGAAAAUAGAAUAAGUAAAACAACUGGUUCACUUGAUGAAACAAAUCGUUCACAAUCAAUUGAUGUAAAAGUUAAUUAUUUUAAGAUUUAG